This is a messenger RNA of Octodon degus (degu), 3921 nucleotides long. It is a transcript of the gene Znf354c, whose product is annotated as zinc finger protein 354C. Gene Ontology annotation, molecular function: RNA polymerase II cis-regulatory region sequence-specific DNA binding; DNA-binding transcription factor activity, RNA polymerase II-specific. NCBI's taxonomy places the organism in Eukaryota, Metazoa, Chordata, Mammalia, Rodentia, Octodontidae. Gene Ontology annotation, biological process: regulation of transcription by RNA polymerase II. The record is from RefSeq and is a predicted model, not a curated record. Bases 315 to 2012 code for a protein of 565 amino acids. The transcript is spliced from 6 exons.
CGCGGCCUUUCUGGGGGCUCCUGGGAGCAUGAGCCUGGCCCCGCUGCCACAGCCGACCUGGGCUUGAGGAGCUUGCAGCCGCCUCUCGAGUCUGCGUCGGGCGCCGGCGCUUCCGUGCGAGUGGACGGCGCGCGCCUCGCGGGGCCCGGGUGGCGGGCGGGCGCAGGCCGGAGCGCGGGCACCUCGCUGCUCCGCCCGCCGCCGCCGCCGCCGAGGAGGAGGACCCGCUGCGGAGACUCCGGCCGCUCGGGCCGCUCGCGUCGGUGCUUUCUUGGGGCUCCUGAGCGAGACAGGAAUCCUAAACACGGUUGUUCAUGCUGCAGAGAACGUCCGUGUGCCAAGCGAAAACUGAGAAGGAAGGGAUGGCUAUGGAUUUGCUGCCUGCUCAGGUGACAGCUUUGCCAUUUCAGGAGCCCGUGACCUUCAGGGAUGUGGCUGUGCUCUUCAGCCAGGACGAGUGGCUGCAGCUGGGCCCUGAUCAGAGACGCUUGUACCGGGAGGUCAUGCUGGAGAACUACAGCAACCUGGUCUCCCUGGGAAUUCCAGUUUCAACACCUUCAGUGAUUUGCCAGUUGCAGCGAGGAGAAGAUCCCUGCACAGCGGAAAGAGAAGGGCCUGCGGACACCUGUACAGAUUUCAACACUUGGCCUGACAUAGAAGCAGUGCCUAUUAGACAGGAAAUUUUUAUUGAAGAAACAUCUCAUGGAAUAAUAAAGAAAAAAUCCUCUAAGUAUGGUUCUUGGGACAUUGACUUUGGAGAAACUGUGGCUCCUGAGGGCAAGAUACUACAGGAGCAACAAAAGAAACCCCUUAGGCAAGUGGCACCUUCACCCAAGAAAACUGUCCGUGAGGAUGGGAAACCCACAAGUCUGGAACUGGGGAAGAGCUCAUUUAUAAACACAGUUCAUGUUUCACAACAGAGUGUUCCUGUAGAGAUGAUACCCAGUAUGUAUUACACUUUCAGGAAAGAUUUUACACAGAAUUUUGAUUUAAUGAGAUAUUUCCAGAUUUACCCAGGAGGAAAACCUCUUGUCUGUCAUGAGUGUGGGGAAAGCUUCAGCCAGAGUCUUCACCUUCUUGAACACCAGAGAAUCCAUACUGGUGAGAAACCAUACAAGUGUAACGAGUGUGGGAAGGCCUUUAGCCACCGGUCAUCCCUUCUCACACAUCAGAGAAUCCACACUGGGGAGAAACCAUACAAGUGUAAUGAGUGUGCAAAAGCAUUCAGCAGCAGUUCCACCCUCAUUAAGCAUCUGAGAGUACAUACGGGAGAGAAGCCCUACUGCUGCAGGGAGUGUGGGAAAGCCUUUAGCCAGUGUUCUACACUCACUGUGCACCAGAGGAUUCACACUGGAGAGAAGCUCUAUAAAUGUACUGAAUGUGAGAAGGCCUUCAACUGUAGAGCAAAGCUUCAUAGGCAUCAAAGAAUCCACACAGGCGAGAAACCGUAUAAAUGUAGUGAGUGUGGAAAAGGUUACAGCCAGUUUCCAUCCCUCAUGGAACACCAGAGACUCCAUACUGGAGAACAGCUGUGUCAGUGUUUGGAGUGUGGGAGAACCUUCACGCGCGUCUCCACAUUUAUUGAACACCAGCGAAUUCAUACCGGACAGAAACCUCACCAAUGUCAUGCAUGUGGGAAAACCUUUAACCAGUUCUCAUCCUUUAAUGAGCAUCGGAAAAUCCAUACUGGGGAAAAGCUUUACACAUGUCAAGAAUGUGGUAAAGCCUUUGGCUGCAAAUCCAACCUUUGUAGGCAUCAGAGAAUCCACACUGGAGAGAAACCGUAUCAGUGUAACCAGUGUGGAAAGGCAUUCAGCCAGUGUUCAUUCCUAACUGAACAUGAGAGAAUCCAUACUGGAGAGAAACUCUAUAAGUGUAUGGAAUGUGGGAAAGCCUACAGUUACAGAUCAAACCUUUGUAGGCACAAAAAAGUCCACAAUAAAGAGAGACUCUAUAAAUGGAAGGAAUAUGGGAAGCCUUUCAUCUAUGGCUCCUCUCUUCACUUUCAAUAAAAAUUUCCUGUAUCAGAAAUUUCUGAAAGGAGAUAAACCUAUGAGCUUUAAUUUAUUUAAUAGUCCAAGACUUCUCACUAGGCAGUGAUCAGUAUAAUAAUAAAUAGAGCACAAAUUCCUAAUUCAGUCCUUUUUACUUCUACAGGAAAAAAAGCUUGUUAAUAUUAAGAUCAGUUUAUCCGUGAAAAUAUGAAGAACACUGACUUGUCAAAUUCUAUAAGCACUAUUCUAAAGACAGUUCAAAUUCAUAGAAAAAUGUUAAAGUCUUUACUUUGUAGAAAAGCAUAAAUAGUUGGAUGUGUUUUACUUCAGACUCUAUUCUCUUAAGAGCAAGCUUCAAUAUGUGAAUUUUCUAGACUGGGCGUAGUGGCAUGCGCCUGUAAUCCCAGCUCUUGGGAGGCUGUAAGCAGGCCGAUCACUACAAAUCUGAUCGAGUAGACCCUGAACACCCUGUAGUCUCUUCCCUAAAAUACAAAAAACAAAAACAAACCAACUAAGUAGUCAUUGAAUUAAUGUGAAUAAAUGUGGGGCCUCAUUUCCUAAAUUGGCAGGCUGACUUAGGAAGUGUUCCUUUUUCACAAAGAUGAUGAGGAUACAAGAGUUCUUUAAGUUUAACUCUACAUAGAAAUAGUAGAGCUGUGUGAUAAAUUGCCCCCUGAGCGCUGUCUACACACACAUGUAUGUACAUGUACAGUCAUGUUGCUCGAUGGGGAUGUGUGUUAAGGUGCCAUUGGGCACUUUGAGCAUUGUGCACUUGGAUGAUCUAGGUUGUCGCUGCACGUGCCUUCUUGAUGCCACCAGCAGGUAUGACAGAAUGUGGGCCUGCUCCAAGUAACAUGCAGCAUAGAGUUUUAUAGGCUUUCUUUGCUAUGUAGAAGACAUAUGUUCUACAAUGAUGAUAAAAAUGUAGUAUAGUAAGUACAGACACCAGUAAUGUGUUUAUCAUCAUGCUCAAGUAUCAUGUGCUGUGCUUUUACUGACCGGCAACCUAGUAGGUCUGUUUGUACCAACAUUACAACAAAUGAGUGGUUGGGGUUAGUGCUGUAUGGAGACAUUGUGACAGUUUGUCAUGAUAGCUGUGAUGUCACUAAAUAAUGGGAAUUUUUCAGUUCUAUUACUGACCAAAAACAUGGUUAUGUAGGACAUGACUGUACAAUGCAUGCAUAUAUGUGUCUCUUUGUAUAUAUGUACAUACAUGUGCACAGAGCUGUGCAUAAAAAUUCUCAUAAGUCCUAGAUUUAAAAAUAUAGUAAUUUGUAGUUUAGUUUUAAGAUUUGGCUCAACGGGAGCCUUUUCCUUUUGCUUUCCUCUAUUUUCUUAGUCUGAUGUAGUUCUAUGUAGCUAAGUAGAGUCUUAAAAUAUUAGAGAUGAUAAAUGAAGCCAGUAGAACGACUGUCAUGCAAAUACUUUGUCAUCUGUUGCAGAAGAUAAAUAUUUGAUAGAGUAGAAUAGGUGUGCACCUGGUAGAGCUGACUUAGUUUAAUUAUAGCCUUUCAUUUUGUUAGUGAAGUAAAGUUGGUUGGGUGGCAGAAUCAAGUCUUUAGCUCUGGUGUGCUGUUAUAACUACAGGUUGAUUUCCAUUGUCAAGUCUCAAAGAGGACUAUUUGUCUUGUAACUGGUUAGAUUCCAUUGCAGUAGCUUAACCAGUUACCUUUUCAUCUUAGAGGGUUUCCCCCCACUUUAAUCUUAAUUGACUUACAAUCAUAUUCCUUUUCUUACAAGUCUCUGACUACUUGUGCCCUUAACAACUACUUAAAUCCUUACACCUGGCUAAGGCUCAGAUGGUGUAGUUGCUUUGAAGCAUCUCCCAUUCAUAAAGCUGCCUUUUAAAUUGCACAUCUUUUAGGAAAUGUUUUUUAAAUGUGUUUAGUACAGGGUCCUGCUAUGCAGCUUGGACUCAUAGUGAUCC